Molecule: messenger RNA, 5891 nt
Organism: Dunckerocampus dactyliophorus (ringed pipefish)
Lineage: Eukaryota; Metazoa; Chordata; Actinopteri; Syngnathiformes; Syngnathidae
Gene: slc12a7b
Product: solute carrier family 12 member 7b
Exons: 26
Coding region: 357-3734 (1125 amino acids)
Biological process (GO): chemical synaptic transmission; cell volume homeostasis; potassium ion homeostasis
Cellular component (GO): membrane
Molecular function (GO): potassium:chloride symporter activity
Source: RefSeq, a predicted model, not a curated record
GCACGUGUGCAUGUCAUGUUUUCUGCAAAUGUGUGCGUAUGCAAGUGCGUGCGUGGGUACAGCCCCCCCCAGGGGGCGGGUCAGCCCUGUGCUUCCUUAUUUGGAUUGUGGGCUUGGGGGUCGCACGGCAUUGAAGAGCCUCCUAGUGAUAGACACAAAACUUGUGAAGACCUGACAUGAACCCAGAACUUGAGUGAUUAGUUUAGAAAAAAAAAACAAAAACUAGAGAACACAAAGGUAAGAGUGAAAACAGCUGCACGGACGGAGAGAGCAGAGCAGCGAAAAGAGCGAGAGGCGGAGAAGGAGAUAAGGCUGUGGAAACAAGGAGACAUUGAGAGGAAGCACAUGGUGUAAAAAUGCCGACCAAUUUCACGGUGGUCCCGGUAAAGGACAGCUCGAAAAAGGCGCAAGAGACCAUCGAAGAGGAAGAUGGCAAUGAAAACAACGAGUUGAAAGAGGAUGUGGACGUUGCGGGCGAUGGCGUCCCGAAGGAAAACAGUCCAUUCAUCAACAACACAGACAAUGACAAGAGCAACAGUUACGAUGGCACCAACAUGGCACUUUUCGAGGAGGAGAUGGACAGCAACCCCAUGGUGUCAUCGCUUCUCAAUAAACUGGCAAAUUACACCAAUCUCACCCAGGGGGCCCAGGAACACGAGGAGGCAGAUGAUGAUGAGAGUUCCAAGAAGAAAGCUGUCAAGAGCCCUCAGAUGGGGACCUUCAUGGGCGUCUAUCUUCCCUGCAUCCAGAACAUUCUGGGGGUAAUCCUGUUUCUUCGUCUUACGUGGAUCGUCGGCACGGCUGGCAUCUUAGAGUCCUUGGCCAUUGUUGGCUUAUGCUGCUCAUGUACCAUGCUGACAGCCAUAUCCAUGAGUGCAAUUGCUACGAAUGGCGUUGUGCCAGCUGGGGGCUCCUACUAUAUGAUUUCCAGAUCUCUUGGUCCUGAGUUUGGUGGAGCUGUCGGUCUCUGCUUCUACCUAGGCACCACAUUUGCUGGCUCCAUGUACAUCCUGGGUACCAUAGAGAUUCUACUGACUUACAUCGUGCCUAAAGCGGCCAUCUUUGUGGCGGAAAAGAAGGAGGAUGAAGUUGACGCGCUCCUGAACAACAUGCGUGUGUACGGCACAUGCUGCCUUACACUGAUGUCUGUGGUUGUCUUUGUGGGAGUCAAAUAUGUCAACAAGCUUGCGCUCGUCUUCCUGGCUUGUGUCUUUCUGUCCAUCCUCGCCAUCUAUGCUGGCGUCAUCAAGACCAUCUUCGAACCCCCUGACUUCCCUGUUUGUAUGCUGGGGAAUCGCACCCUGCAGAACCACAACUUUGACAAGUGUCUUAAGACUGACGUCAUCGAUAACAUGACCGUGACUACGCAGCUGUGGAAGCUGUUCUGCGAUGGGCCUGAGCUCAACGCCACCUGCAACGAUUAUUUCAAGAAGAACAACGUGACCAACAUUCAGGGCAUCCCUGGACUCACCAGUGGAGUCAUUUCAGAAAAUAUGUGGUCCGCAUAUGGCCCCCUGGGCAUGUUGGACGAAAGCAAGAAGUUGUCUUCUACAGAGGGAAGUAACUCCACCCAGGAUAUCUUAAUGCCGUACGUCGUCAAUGAUAUCGCCACCUUCUUCACCCUGCUUGUGGGAAUCUAUUUCCCCUCGGUCACUGGAAUCAUGGCUGGGUCAAAUCGAUCAGGUGACUUGCGGGACGCCCAAAGAUCCAUCCCAGUUGGAACCAUCCUGGCUAUCUUUACCACCUCUAUCAUCUAUUUCAGCAGCGUGGUGUUGUUUGGCGCCUGCAUUGAGGGCGUUUUGCUUCGAGACAAGUUCGGCGACUCUGUCAAAGGGAACCUCGUUAUCGGCACGCUGUCCUGGCCCUCACCGUGGGUCAUUGUGAUCGGCUCCUUCUUCUCCUGCUGCGGCGCGGGACUGCAGAGUUUGACCGGAGCCCCGCGCCUGUUGCAGGCCAUCGCACGAGACGGCAUAGUACCUUUCUUACAGGUGUUUGGGCACGGGAAGGCGAACGGAGAACCCACCUGGGCUCUCUUGCUGACCGGUGGCAUCUGUGAGAUCGGAAUCCUCAUCGCUUCUUUGGAUGCUGUGGCGCCAAUCCUUUCAAUGUUUUUCCUCAUGUGCUACCUGUUUGUCAACCUGGCCUGUGCAGUUCAGACUCUCCUGCGAACCCCAAACUGGAGACCACGCUUCAAAUAUUACCACUGGACUCUGUCCUUCCUGGGAAUGAGCUUGUGUCUAGCGCUCAUGUUCAUUUCCUCCUGGUACUAUGCCAUCGUUGCCAUGGCCAUCGCUGGCUGCAUCUACAAAUAUAUUGAAUACAGAGGGGCAGAGAAGGAAUGGGGUGACGGCAUUCGAGGCCUGUCGCUAAACGCAGCCCGCUUCGCCCUCAUUCGUCUUGAGGACGCGGCCCCCCACACCAAAAACUGGAGGCCUCAGUUGUUGGUGCUCUUGAACCUGGACUCGGACCAAGCGGUCAAACAUCCUCGCCUGCUGUCGUUCACCUCUCAGCUAAAGGCUGGGAAAGGCUUAACGAUAGUGGGGAAUGUAUUGGAGGGGACUUUUCUUACCAAAGAGACGGAGGGGAAGAGGGCUGAGCAGAACAUCAAGUCUGCCAUGUCGGCAGAGCGGACCAAAGGUUUCUGUCAUGUCGUCGUGUCUUCCAACCUCCGAGAUGGGGUCUCUCAUCUCAUCCAGUCAGCCGGGUUGGGAGGCAUGAAGCAUAACACCGUCCUCAUGGCAUGGCCUGGAACCUGGAAGCAGUCCAAUGACCCGCAGUCGUGGAGGAAUUUCACAGAGACAGUGCGGGAGACCACAUUUGCCCACCAGGCAUUGCUUGUGGCAAAGAAUGUGGACAGCUUCCCCACCAACCAGGACCGCCUGGGCGAGGGCACCAUCGAUGUGUGGUGGGUGGUUCACGACGGAGGCAUGUUGAUGCUGCUGCCCUUCCUGCUGCGACAGCACAAGGUGUGGAGGAAGUGUAAGAUGCGCAUCUUCACCGUGGCCCAGAUGGAUGACAACAGUAUCCAGAUGAAGAAAGAUCUCCAGACCUUCCUUUACCACCUGCGACUCAAUGCAGAGGUGGAAGUGGUAGAGAUGCAUGACAAUGACAUCUCAGCCUUCACCUAUGAGAAGACUCUGGUGAUGGAGCAGCGGUCCCAGAUGCUGAAACAGAUGCAGCUUUCCAAGACCGAGAGGGAGCGAGAGAUUCAGAGUAUCACUGACGAAUCGCGUAACUCAAUCCGGAGGAAGAACCAGGGUGCCGGCCAGGGCGCAAGCCGGCAGUCCUCUCCGACGGAGGACACACAGGAGGAUGAGGCGCAACUCAUCCAUGACAGAAACACGGCGUCCCACGCCUCCAUGAACAACAAGUCCGAAUCUGGACCCGAGCACGUUCACAUGACCUGGACCAAGGAGAAGCUUUUCACCGAGCGCAGUCGCAACCGCGAGUGCAACUCCAACGUGGCCGUACGAGACCUUUUCAACAUGAAGCCAGAGUGGGGGAGCCUGAACCAGACCAACGUCCGUCGCAUGCACACGGCCAUCAAGCUGAACGAGGUGGUGGUGAACAAGUCCCAGGGAGCCCAGCUGGUUCUGCUCAACAUGCCCGGACCGCCGAAGAACCGAGGGGGGGACGAAAACUACAUGGAGUUCCUGGAGGUUCUGCUGGAGGGUCUGAACCGGGUGCUGCUGGUCCGAGGCGGCGGACGCGAAGUCAUCACCAUCUAUUCUUAGAAACCCCCGCCGUCCCCAUCCUGCACGCACGCACGCACGGACGAACAUCAGGCUUGGUGUGGGGGGAGGGCGGAUUUAUGUUUAUUUUUUCAGGUCAGCAGGACCUUGGUGGGUGGGGGGGGACAGGAGACACGAGGGCCGCGGCACCUCCCCAAAGGAAACAAAUAGCAUAGACACUUUAUAUUUCUCACCGGCGACGUGGUUAUGUUACCUUUUUCCACUUUUUUCAUGUUGAACCUCCUUGUCUUCCCGCCGUUUUUCUUCCACCGUGAGUAGAUCCCCGCCUAUUCGCACCCUUGCACCUUUCUUUUGUCGUUUUUUGUUUUUGUUUUUUUACAGUCACUUCAAAACAACGUGGUUUUGACGGUCUGCAGGAGAGAAAGCGUGCUGCAGCUAUGAAUCCAGCAGAGGGCGCUGCCUCUCUACUUACUUUACUCCGCUUUUUCCAACACUAUCGUACACGGUAUGCCUGGCACGUGUACAACUGCAUUUUAGAAGCUUUACAGGAUCAUUUUUAGGGCUUUUUUUAAAUGUUUUUUGCGUUUUUUCACCGUUUUUCUACGAAUAGCGGGGAUCUACUCGACAUAUAAAUCCUCUCUGAAACUCUUUGCUUUUGAGUUUUUGGAAAAGAAGAAGCUCCUCCCCCUUCCCGGUGAAGUGACGCAUUAUGGGUAAUUGUGAUUGGUGACCCCCCCACACACCCACACACACACACACCGGGCUGGCUUUUUGCAAGCUUUUUAUUUACACACACACAAAAAAACUCGCCCAAAAGCGGAGCUCAGGCCAAAGCUCGGACGGCCCUUCACUGCGAAGCGGAAGUAAACAAGCACACGUCCACUUAAUAACACUGGCAGACUUUUGCACGAUCCGUAAUCUCAGCACGUCGCUUACGCAAUACACACGGCUAGCUAGGCAACCGCUAAUGAUGCUAUUUACUGCUCGUCUCUCGGUGUAGCUUUUUUUUUUUUUUUUUUUAAACUAAUUCCACACAAUUUGGGCUUGGAGGCGCCAACGGAAUUUGAUGCAUCGACUCUGAUUCGUUCGUAGGAGAAUGUGCCAAAAUCAUUUUAAGAGAAGAAACUGUGGAAAUAGCGUGAAAGUCACCUGGUGAACAUGCGGGCUGUAACAUGGCCGUCCAACGUGCGGCCUCAUUUGAAGCGAAAACCCCCCUUUGUUGUUCUGCUCCACAGUUUCUUUCAGUUAGCAGUAUUACAUUUUUUUAAGUCUUAUUUUCCUGCAGUUCUUUGCGCGGCUGGUGGUCAUUAUCGCAUCGUAUUUUGUGUUGUUUUUGUGUUGUUGUUGUUGUUGUAUGCUUGUGUAAUCACAUAGUCACGGUCUCUCUAGAGUGGGGGUGUCCAGAGUUUCUUAAAACAUCUCUGCGUUGUGUUGUAGGUGAUAAAUUAGUGUAAUAUUUAAUAAUAGUUUUUGUUUUUUUUACAAUAUGCCGAAAAUGGGCCCCAGGCCGCACUUUGGACACCCCCGCUCUAGUGCUUUCUUACAUUCUAACUGAACUUCUGUUACUUUGCGUGUUUGUUGAUUUUUAUCCAAGGAGGCAGGAAGAGGAAGCAUGCGUACACGAAGACAGCUUUACUUUUAUUUGGCCAAGCCACCCGGAAACGCACCAAAUGUUCGGGUUUUUUUUACCCUCACAAAGAAGAAAUAAAAAGUCUAGUUUAAAAAAAAAAAAAGAAAAGAAAAGAAAUUACAACCCAAAUGAUUAAAGUGUAUUUUUGUGGCACUCAAAUGUCAUCAAAUAUUCACGAGAACAAAAGAAAAAGAUGGUGCAAAAAAAAAAAAAAAAGGAACGGGAUGGCGACUGGAGAAUGUUAUCUACCUCAAAGGUGUCACGGAGGCUGCAAGACGACAAAAACUGACUGAAGCACAUCUGUUUCACAUAGAAGGGAAAAAGGAAGACGUCUAGAUGGCCACAGAUUUGGUGUGUGUGCGCGCGUUUGUGUGUGUGUGGUCUGUUUCUGAGAGGUGAAGCUGUGUGUGUGUGUGUGUGUGUGUGUGUGUGUGUGUGCUAUUGUCGACUGGUGGGCCUUGCAAGCUGUAACAGGAAGUCACUUUUUGUGGGAGCACAUGUAGAGACGGUAGCCAUGUAAAUUAUAUUUGUGCCUCUCUGAGUAACUAUUAAAAAAAGUGCUGAAAUAA